AUUUUUCUUUUCAUUUUGUGUUUAUUUGCUAUCUUCUCUUGAAUAUGAAUCCAGAAAUUCCAAAGCAAGGAGAAGCCUUCUUAAACCUCUUCAAUCAAAAAUAUGAAGACUGGGCCAAUAACGGCAACAAAACAGAUCAAAAAGAUCCCAAAAGUAAAUAUCUCUCAACAGGAACUCUGAAAAAGAGAGAGGGUGGGGCAUUGGAGCCAGACGAAAAUGAUCGUGUGGAAUCCGAUUCUAAACUUCCAGGCCAUAAAAUCCACGGUUUCAGCAACGAGAUCAAGUCAUUGAAGAACUUCUUGCUGGACCAGAAGGUCUACAAUGAGUUCAAGACUCUUGUGGUUGUAGGAGAAUACGGUGUGGGGAAGACAGCUUUAUGCAAGACCAUUUUCAAUGAUGAAGACGUGAAGAGUGUUUACGCUCCAAGAAUCUGGGUGUCUAUGCAUAGCACUGAACGGUCUGCUGAAGACGUGGUAAGAUAUCUGUUUUAA
Messenger RNA from Brassica napus (rape), 491 nucleotides. RefSeq names its product probable disease resistance protein At5g45490. Lineage: Eukaryota; Viridiplantae; Streptophyta; Magnoliopsida; Brassicales; Brassicaceae. Gene Ontology annotation, molecular function: ADP binding. Bases 45 to 491 code for a protein of 148 amino acids. The transcript has a single exon. The record is from RefSeq and is a predicted model, not a curated record.